This is a messenger RNA of Galendromus occidentalis (western predatory mite), 1393 nucleotides long. It is a transcript of the gene RagA-B, whose product is annotated as Ras-related GTP binding A/B. Gene Ontology annotation, molecular function: GTPase activity; GTP binding. Gene Ontology annotation, biological process: negative regulation of autophagy; cellular response to starvation; positive regulation of TORC1 signaling. Bases 124 to 1053 code for a protein of 309 amino acids. Gene Ontology annotation, cellular component: Gtr1-Gtr2 GTPase complex; lysosome; nucleus. The transcript is spliced from 10 exons. The record is from RefSeq and is a predicted model, not a curated record. NCBI's taxonomy places the organism in Eukaryota, Metazoa, Arthropoda, Arachnida, Mesostigmata, Phytoseiidae.
GGCAUUUAGUGCCAUGUGAUUCUGCUCGGUGGAAGGCGUAUGAGAGUUCGAAAUUUUAUAAGAACUUCGAUGUUAUAGAACUCGAUCCAAAUCUCUGAUAGUCAACGGUCCCCUGCUUCCGAGAUGAAGAAGAAGGUUCUCCUCAUGGGGAAGUCGGGGUCUGGGAAGACCAGCAUGCGAUCCAUCAUAUUCGCCAACUAUAUCGCAAGGGACACGAGACGUCUGGGACCAACGAUCGACGUCGAACACGCUCAUGUGCGGUUUCUGGGGAACUUAGUUUUGAACCUCUGGGAUUGUGGAGGGCAGGAAGUCUUCAUGGAGAAUUACUUCCAAGCUCAACGCGACACGAUUUUCUCGAGUGUUGAGGUUCUCAUAUACGUAUUCGAUGUAUCCUCCAUGGAGUGUGAGAAGGAUCAUGAAUAUUACCAGAGCUGUCUCGAAGCGAUUCUGUCGAACAGCCCGUCGGCGAAAGUUUUUUGUCUUGUGCACAAAAUGGAUUUAAUUUCGGAGAAAGAUCGACAGAGUGUUUUUGAUGGCAGAGUUUCGACAUUGAAAAAUUUGUCCCGACCUAUAGAACCUAUUUGUUUCCCAACAUCAAUCUGGGAUGAGACUCUGUAUAAGGCCUGGUCCUCGAUCGUCUAUACGCUAGUACCCAACGUAGAGAAACUCGAGAGAAGUCUCAACAAAUUCACUCAGAUCAUCAACGCCGAUGAGGUCCUCUUGUUCGAGAAAGCUACGUUCUUAAUAAUUUCUCAUCAACAACAAAGGGAGCAUCAAGAUAUCCACAGAUUCGAGAAGGUAUCGAACAUCAUCAAGCAAUUCAAGCUGAGCUGUUCGAAGCUGGCGUCUCAAUUCCACUCAAUGGAAGUACGAAAUUCAUCUUUCGCGGCGUUCAUUGAAAUGUUUACCCAGAACACAUACGUCAUGGUCAUCAUGUCGGAUACGAGCACGCCUUCGGAAUCUGUUCUUCUGAACAUCCGGAACGCCAAGAAGCACUUCGAUAAGCUCGACGGAGUUCGAGCCGGCACCAGCAACAACCAACUUCGAAAAUAGCGGAGUCCCGGGAAAUCUCAUUUAACGACUCAAUACGUCCGGACCAUCGAUCAAGGCACUUUAUUCUCCCAUGACUCGGGUGCUCUGUUGUGAAGCUUUAGUUGUGGACGAUAUUUUUUGAAGAGCCGUGGUCAGCGAAUUUUAAUGUGGAAGUACUUGGACGACACUCUCAGGACAACUCGUUGCCAAAGAGUCCGGACCCCACGAAGCUAGUGUCCGAGCAAGAUCCCAUGUUAUCCCGAGCUACUGAGAAUGUUUGUAGGGCAUGUGGGGAAGUCGCAAGGAUGUCGGCUGAGCUCCAACCCGGUAUGUAAUAAAGGGGAGAACGGUUUUACUCCAA